UCACAUUUCUAAUUUAUUGUCAAUUUACAAGGUGACCUCUAAUCCAAAAUAAUAGUCGUGAGCCGGUGAUAGCCAGUAGGCUAGAGAACGUUCUUAUUCUUUGAAUUUGGAGGGUAGUAUUCAGUGAUCAUGGCCACCCCAAAAUCAGAUAACGAGAGAAGAAAACAAAUAAGUGUCAGAGGAAUAGCUGAAAUCGACGAUGUUAACGAAAUCAAAAAGACUUUCAACAGGCACCUUCAUUACACUUUGGUCAAAGAUAGAAAUGUUGCAACUUCCAGAGAUUAUUAUUUUGCUCUAGCUCACACGGUAAAGGAUCAUCUCGUUUCAAGGUGGAUAAGAACUCAGCAAUAUUAUUAUGAGAAGGACCCUAAGAGGGUCUACUAUCUCUCCCUGGAAUUUUACAUGGGUCGAUCUCUCCAAAACACCAUGAUCAAUCUAGGAAUUCAAUCGUCAGUGGAUGAAGCUCUCUACCAACUAGGAUUGGACAUUGAAGAGUUAGAAGAACUUGAAGAAGAUGCUGGACUCGGUAAUGGAGGAUUGGGUCGAUUGGCGGCAUGUUUUUUGGAUUCUAUGGCAACUUUAGGUAUGGCGGCCUAUGGUUACGGUAUCAGAUAUGAGUAUGGUAUCUUUGCUCAAAAAAUAAUUAAUGGUGAACAGCAAGAAGAACCGGACGACUGGUUGAGAUACGGAAAUCCUUGGGAAAAGGCACGACCAGAAUACAUGUUGCCUGUGAAUUUUUACGGCAACGUAAUUGAUACUCCGGAAGGUAAAAAGUGGGUCAAUACUCAGGUGGUGUUUGCCUUGCCUUACGACAACCCCAUUCCUGGGUACAACAAUAACGUGGUCAAUACUCUGAGAUUGUGGUCUGCGAAGUCCCCUGUUGAUUUCAAUUUGAAGUUCUUUAAUGAUGGAGACUACAUCCAAGCUGUGCUUGACAGAAACUUGGCCGAAAACAUAUCAAGGGUUCUUUAUCCUAAUGACAACUUCUUCGAGGGUAAAGAGCUACGACUCAAACAGGAAUACUUCAUGUGUGCCGCAACCCUGCAAGACAUUAUCAGGAGGUUCAAGGCAGCGAAGUUUGGCACCCGCGAAGCUACCAGAACCGAUUUCGACCUCUUACCUGACAAAGUAGCCAUUCAACUCAACGAUACUCAUCCCUCUUUGGCCAUCCCUGAGCUCAUGAGAGUUUUGGUAGAUAUCGAAGGUUUACCAUGGGAGAAAGCGUGGGAUAUCACUGUCAAAACUUGCGCUUACACCAAUCAUACCGUCCUGCCAGAAGCUUUGGAGAGAUGGCCUGUUACGAUGCUAGAAAGUAUUUUGCCCAGACACUUGCAGAUCAUUUACCAAAUCAAUCAUUUUCAUUUGGAAGACAUUCAAAGAAAAUGGCCUGGUGAUUUAGACAGAAUGAGACGUAUGUCUUUGAUCGAAGAAGAUGGUGAAAAGAGGGUCAACAUGGCACAUUUGUCCAUUGUUGGGUCUCAUGCAGUGAAUGGGGUGGCCAGGAUACAUUCUGAAAUCAUCAAAAGUGAUUUGUUCAAAGACUUCUAUGAAUUGACUCCAGAAAAAUUCCAAAACAAGACGAACGGAAUCACUCCCAGGAGAUGGUUGCUUCUCUGCAACCCUGGCCUGAGUGAUCUCAUAUCCGACAAAAUCGGCGACGAAUGGACUGUCCAUUUGGACCAACUGCAGAAACUGAAAAAAUUUGCAAAAGAUUCCAACUUCCAACGCGCCAUCAUGAAAGUCAAACAGGAAAAUAAACUCAGACUGGCUCAACUGUUAGAACAAGACUAUGGCGUCAAAAUUAACCCCUCAUCGAUGUUCGACAUCCAAGUGAAGCGUAUCCACGAGUACAAGAGGCAGUUGCUCAACUGUCUGCACAUAAUCACACUUUAUAAUAGGAUAAAGAAGAACCCCGCGGCUAAAUUUACGCCCCGGACAAUCAUGAUUGGGGGCAAAGCUGCACCUGGAUAUUACACAGCCAAGAAAAUCAUCAAACUAGUGAACAUGGUCGCGAACGUUGUGAACAACGACCCCAUCGUUGGUGACAAACUUAAAGUUAUCUAUCUGGAGAACUAUCGGGUGACCCUGGCUGAGAAAAUAAUGCCAGCGGCUGAUUUGAGCGAACAAAUCUCUACAGCUGGAACAGAAGCCUCCGGUACGGGCAAUAUGAAGUUCCAGCUUAACGGGGCACUCACCAUCGGUACUCUUGACGGCGCCAAUGUUGAAAUGGCCGAGGAAAUGGGUAACGAAAAUAUUUUCAUCUUCGGCAUGACCGUGGAAGAGGUGGAAGAGCUGAAGAAGAAGGGUUACAAUGCCUAUGAUUAUUAUAACUCAAACCCGGAGUUGAAGCAGGUGAUCGAUCAGAUCGAGAACGGUUUCUUCAGUCCAGGAAAUCCAGACGAGUUUAAGGAUUUGGCGGAUAUUUUGUUGAAGUAUGACAGGUUUUUCCUGUUGGCUGAUUACGAGGCUUAUAUCAAGAAGCAGGAUGAAGUUAGCGCUGUCUACGAGAAUCAAGCGAAAUGGUUGGAAAUGGUAAUCAACAACAUUGCCACCUCUGGAAAAUUCUCAAGUGAUCGCACCAUAAUAGAAUACGGCAAAGACAUAUGGGGAGUAGAGCCCAAUUACGAAAAACUUCCUGACCCGUCCGUUCCAAGAGAACUGGCAUUGAAAGACAACUAAAGUAGGCUCUUAUCGAUUUAGUUCAAACGACUUUUGUAAAGUUGUUUUACAUUAGUAGCGUAUUCGUGUAAGGAGUUUAACUUCUAUUAUCUUUGGAUUCAUCUCUUAAAUUUUUUGAAAGUUCUUGCAUGAUUUCAACAGAACUGUCGCUAGCUCCAUGCGAUAAAACAUUCACUCAAGAUAAACAGUUGCAGAUGCAAUACUCAAAAAUCAUUAUGAAAAGUUUGCCAGCAAUUAGGUAUUGGGAACUACGGUGUGCCAUCUAAGUACAAAAAGUGCCAAUAAUGGGAAGCAGAAAAGUUAUUUUUCUUUAUAUACAGUGCUACUACUCACGAUGAUGUGACGAUGGCACUCAACAUAACUUCUACCCAAUGUUUAGUCUUUUUAUUUAUUUUUCAAUUUAAAAGUGGUAGAGUCAAAAUUUGUAACUAAUAACUGUGAAUCAAGGUACUAAGUGAUUUUUAUAAAAAUCCAGCAAUUUUUUCGCAAAGUCGGCAGGAUUAUUUCAAUAUUAUAUCAAUUGUUACAAUAAAGAGAGUAUUUCUAUGUCCACUUGUUGAAUCAAGUAUGAGAUUACUAUAACUCUUGUUAUAUAUUAUUAUACAUUUUAUGUAUUUUAUCGAUUAUUGCUUCAAAAGUUAUUUCUCGAAACAAAGAUAAUUACUCUUGACUGUUUAGAACAAAAAGAAUAAAUGAAUAUGUUAAUUA
Messenger RNA from Leptinotarsa decemlineata (Colorado potato beetle), 3387 nucleotides. RefSeq names its product Glycogen phosphorylase (gene Glyp). Gene Ontology annotation, cellular component: cytoplasm. The record is from RefSeq and is a predicted model, not a curated record. Gene Ontology annotation, biological process: glycogen catabolic process. Gene Ontology annotation, molecular function: glycogen phosphorylase activity; pyridoxal phosphate binding. Lineage: Eukaryota; Metazoa; Arthropoda; Insecta; Coleoptera; Chrysomelidae.